This is a messenger RNA of Podospora anserina S mat+, 2022 nucleotides long. RefSeq lists its product as uncharacterized. The transcript is spliced from 4 exons. Gene Ontology annotation, biological process: DNA-templated transcription; regulation of DNA-templated transcription. The coding region runs from base 1 to 2022 and encodes 673 amino acids. Lineage: Eukaryota; Fungi; Ascomycota; Sordariomycetes; Sordariales; Podosporaceae. Gene Ontology annotation, cellular component: nucleus. Gene Ontology annotation, molecular function: zinc ion binding; DNA-binding transcription factor activity, RNA polymerase II-specific; DNA binding. The record is from RefSeq and is a predicted model, not a curated record.
AUGCAAUCAAGCCAGAGAAAACGGGUGGUUUCAUCAUGUAUCCCUUGUUACACCAGGAAACAGAAGUGCAACCGGCAGUAUCCAUGUAACCAUUGCAGCCGCCGUCGACGCCCCGAACAAUGCGCCUACAACCCUUCUCAAGCUACAUUACCACCCAGUCCACCCCAAACCCAGAAGGACCACCUUCAUGAUGACGAAAUUCAAACAGAUGAUAGCCAACAGGAGGCUCAGGCUGAAAGGAGGCCCUCUGCUUCAUCUUCAGUCCAGGACACGAUCAACUGGGGGGGUCUCAAAGAGGGGAGAGAACCGACAUCCCUUGCGGAGGUUUUCGGGUAUUUUGAGAAUAGCAAAUCCAACACGAUUGCUUUGGUGAGAAAGCUAGGGGCAGAUGACGAUGCAACGGGGCACAGCAGCGAGCCCGCGCCAGUGCCAGAAGAAACGGCGAUCAUAGCCCAAAGGCUGUUCGCUUCAAUGCCUAAUCGGUCCAUCCUCGACUUUCUGGUACGGUAUUUCAUCGCGGAGGUUAGCUGGAUGGAUCAGCUCAUAUAUCCGCCUUGGUUUCUUUCACAUUAUCAGAAAUGGUGGGAAAUGGAGCGGACAUCGACUGCCUACGGUAUCGAGUUUGCAGUGCUGGUUCUCAGGAUAUGUUCCUAUGCCUCUCAGUUCCUCCCUUCGCCGACCUGUACUAUCGACAGCAUCAGGGGAGUGCCGCUGGCUGACAUCCGUAAGUCCUGUGAUAGAGUGGCCGAUGCACUCACACCAAUCUGCUCACGCCUCGACGCACGCGGGUCUCUUAUACGGGUUCAGCACGUCGCUUUUGCUGGGCUGAGGUCCCUGUGCCAGGGCCGAACAAAUGCGCACUGGGAAGCGCUAAGUUGCGCUGUUCGAGUAGCACAGAGGAUUGGGCUGCAUGUUGAUGCCACAUCAGGUUUUUACAGCCCCAACAUGGACGAGCUCGAAAAGGAAAUGAGACGGAGGACAUUUUGCAAUCUUUAUGUCUGGGACAGUGUGCUAUCUAAACGUCUGGAUCAAAUCCCUUUCUUACCAGACGCACUGAACCCUGACACCAUGCCUCGAAUGCACCUUGUGCUUGGCCUCGACGACGUCCCUCAAGCUGAUGCUCCUGACCUGUUCACCGAGCGCGUGCUCGAGGCACAGCUAGCCAACUUCUGGCGGACUCAUGGUUCCGGGAACGCGACUGAAUACGACCCCAUUGCUGCAGAGGAACGAUACGAGAAGUUCUGCAGCGAGUUUCUUCCCGAAAUACCACCUGUCUUUGCUCUCUACCCUGACACAUGCGACAAGUGGGAUGCCCGUCUUCCAACCUUACCGUUACAGCGUCAGAUGUUUCAUAUGGCCAUCUUGGAGUCGCUUUGCCACAACUUCCGCCCUGCGCUAUUUCAGGAGCCCAACUCGAUUCAGCAACUCCCAGCCUACAAGCAGAUAUUGCUCUCAUCCCACAAGCGAGCGCUGGCCGUCAUAGCACUAAACUUACUUGAAGGUGUCUCUGCCCUCCAUCUGAUGAUGGGUGGCUCACACACACGCCAUGCGAGUCUCAUCAUCCCAACCUUUGAGGCUGCAGUGGUCCUUUUGUGUCUCUGCUCCGACGGAAACUUCCCACCAAAAGCAGAGACCACACUCCGAAGGGGGUCCACUACCAGCAUGACUAAGUCCUCAGAUCCCUUCGGAGUAGGCGUCACUGACGUUGCUAAGGACGAGUGCAUCCAGGCUGUAAGGAGUGCGCUGGGCCGACUACAAACUCUUGCCGAUAUGAACCACAUGGCUGAGGUGGGCGCAAGAACGCUCACACGCCUUCUUGGAAAGUUAGAGAAGAUCAGUGAUACCACGGUUAGCGAGGCCAACACACUAAUGAGACUGGAUACCGACCCAAUCGUCGUCACUGAUCCCGCACUUCAGCUGUCGGAGGCGUGGAAUUGCCUACAGACGCCAGACUAUGCCGAAGUAGAGUUCUUGGCUGAGAAUACACCGACAACUGAUAUGAGUGUAUUUAGUUGGUUUUGA